This is a messenger RNA of Asterias rubens (European starfish), 2593 nucleotides long. Its product is annotated as cryptochrome DASH-like. The transcript has 13 exons. Gene Ontology annotation, biological process: photoreactive repair. The record is from RefSeq and is a predicted model, not a curated record. The coding region runs from base 102 to 1649 and encodes 515 amino acids. Gene Ontology annotation, molecular function: FAD binding; deoxyribodipyrimidine photo-lyase activity; damaged DNA binding. NCBI's taxonomy places the organism in Eukaryota, Metazoa, Echinodermata, Asteroidea, Forcipulatida, Asteriidae.
UACAUUACGUAAGCCGAGGCAUGUCAUACUCGUCAAAGAGUUACAAGAACUGAGUAAAAACACACAAUUUUCGGCCAUUGUGGCUCAGGAAAAACAUCAAGAUGUCGACCAAAUUGAAGACUAUCAUAUGCUUACUGAGAAAUGACUUAAGGUAUCAUGAUAAUGAGGUGUUACACUGGGCCCAUCUGAAUGCAGACUUUGUUGUACCGUUGUACUGUUUAGACCCUCGUCAUUACAGCGGUACGUGGCAUUACUCCUUCCCCAAGACUGGACCACAUCGUCUCAAGUUCUUACUGCAAACCUUGCAUGAUCUGAAGGAUUCCCUCAAGAGUGUUGGCAGUGAACUGGUUGUCAGUAGAGGUGAACCUGAGAAAGUUAUUACCAACUUGAUCAGCCAGCUAGGUAAAGAGAACGUCAAAGCAGUAGCACUACAGCAAGAGGCAACUAGAGAGGAGACGGAUGUAGAAAGAGCUGUAGAGAAAUCCUGCCAGGUUCCCGUCCACAAAGUCUGGGGUUCAACUCUCUACCACAAAGAGGACAUACCAUUCAGAAUACCACAAUUACCAAAUGUGUUCACAGAGUUCCGCAAGAGGACUGAAAAUCAGUCAAGAGUCCGUCCAACGUUGUCCAUGCCCAGUAGGCUGAAACCACUACCAACUGGUGUAGACCCAGGCUGUAUACCUACAAUGGAGGAGUAUGGAAUGAAAGAACCAGCCCAGGAUCCACGUACUGCAUUCCCUUAUGGAGGUGGUGAGAGACAGGCCCUUGCAAGAAUUCAACAUUACUUCUGGGAUCAUGACUAUAUAGCGUCAUACAAGGAGACUCGUAACGGACUAAUAGGCCCCGAUUAUUCCACCAAAUUCUCCUCUUGGCUGGCUCUAGGAUGUCUAUCACCGCGGAAAAUAUAUGAAGAAAUCAAGAGAUACGAGAAGGAACGAAAAACAAACCAAUCAACUUACUGGGUGAUCUUUGAGCUGCUCUGGAGGGAUUAUUUCAAGUUUGUGGCCCUCAAAUUCGGGGAUCGUCUCUUCUACCUUAGUGGCCUUCUAGGUAAACACAGGGAGUGGCAGGAGAACCAGAAGCUUUUUGACGCAUGGCGAGAGGGUAAGACGGGGGUACCGUUUGUAGACGCCAAUAUGAGAGAGUUGGCUACCACUGGGUUCAUGUCCAACAGAGGCAGGCAGAACGUGGCAAGCUUCCUAACUAAAGAUCUUAAACUGGACUGGAGGCUAGGGGCAGAAUGGUUUGAACAUCUGCUGAUUGAUCAUGAUGUAUGCAGUAACUAUGGCAACUGGUUAUACUGCGCUGGUGUUGGCACUGACCCACGACCAGCCAGGAAGUUCAACAUGGUCAAACAAGGACUAGACUACGAUGCACAGGGUGACUACAUCAGAAGCUGGAUACCUGAACUACAAGCUAUUAAGGGAGGAGCCAUUCACACCCCCUGGGCCCUCAGCAGCUCUAUGCUAAUGAAGUGCGAGGUGACUUUGGGACACACCUAUCCCAUGCCGGUUGUCAAAGCUCCAGAAUGGGCAAAGCAUAUCAGAACUCAGGAAAGAGGAAAAAGCGGCAGAGGCCCCGAGCAGAGACAGCAAACCCGAGGCGUAGACUUCUACUUCUCAAGUUCCAGUCAAAAAUACAAGAAAUAAAGAGGUUAUACACCAACCUGUGGGCUCAGGUUUAUGAAGCUGCUUGAACUUAGCACAACAAAAUGCUUAUCCCCAGUUUGCAAUUUAAAGCACACAUGGGUGGUCUGUUUUUCACUGGAAUACAUCGACUAGUCAAGCUGUAUUCUGUUGACAACAGGGUUAAUGUUAACAUUUAGGGGGCAUAAUGUUGCAAUUGUUAUACCUCACUGCAAACAUUAUUGUUUUAUCGAACAAAACCUACCAAUAUCGAUGAGAUACUCUAAAUUAUGGAGGUAAUUCGGAAUUUGACUAGGGACAGUGCUUUAGGGUUAAAUCGAUUUAGUUGGUACUAGCUAAUAAAACCAUGCAGCAUUUGGCAUACAACAGGCAUGCACCUCCAUGCUCUGCUUCAUUUACCCUGUACAAAGAGGGACAAGGUAACUGGAGUCCAUGCUCAAAAUCUCCCCUUUUUGGGGGGGAUCGUUGUGUUAUCCUCAAUUCCGGAUCUUUACCCUUAUGUUGUACCAACAAAGAAUAAAUGCAGGUUUAAGAAUCCAGCAUGCCAUUGCCCAUCUUCUUCCAUCGCCUACAAUAGCUUUUACUGGCCUUGCAUGUACUUCUGACCAAGAUUCGAACCUAUUCACGGUGGAAAAUAUGAUUUUGGAAGGUUCAAGGAAAGUCUGACAAAUAACGUGCACAGUAAUGUAUUAAGACAGACGUGAAGUUGUUAUAGUGUUCAAAGUAGCUAUUAAACAGUACUUCAUUCAUCCUUAUUAUUUAGUGUUCAAAGUAGCUAUUAAACAGUAGUUCAUUCAUCCUUAUUAUUAUGUCAGGGUAAGCAUUUUGGGUUUUUUAUUCAACUCUUUUGUGCUGAUUUAUAUUUCACCAUUAUUUUGUUGCUUUUCCAAAAACAUUUUUGUGUACAAUAUUUAUUGUUUUCCCUUAUUAUACUAUUAGUCUUAACA